AUGGGAACUUGGCUUUUUGUGUUGGAGCCAAUGCACCGGUCUCUGGGCCGUAAACUUACCGGAUUUAACCCCCCCGGGUCCGUUGGGACCGUCCAAGCGUUUGCCAUUCCCUGUUCCAGGCUCGGGCACGAGGCCCCGAGGCACCCCAGCCGCUUUUUCCCCCCGGACGGGGCCGCCCCGUUUCCGCAGGGACCCCACCGCGGCCCGGCGGGGACCCCCCCCGGGUUCCCGCCGGACGGGACCCCGGCGGUUUCGGGACGGGGGAACCCGCGUUUGGCCCGAGAUGGGACCCAGCCCGCGGCCCCCCCCCGAGCAGGGCCCAGGCACCGCUUCGGCACGAGGCGGACCCAGCCAGGCCCCCAAAGGGCGGCACCCCAGCCGCCCCCCCCGCCAAAAGGGGAACCCCCCCGUAAGGCGGAUGCCCAGGGAGGUGCCAUAAAUCCCCUAAAUCCGCCCGCCCCAGCCCCCGGCCCGACCAGCCGCCACCGGACCCAGCCAACCGGCCCGGGCCCCAAACCCAACCGCCGCUGGCCCUCCCCACCGGCCGAUUUCCAGCGGCGGGACACCCAAGGCCCGAACUGGGCCCUACCCAGCCCAGGACGCCCAGGCCCCCCGCCAAGCCUGGACCCAGCCCCUGCGGGCCAGGCCCGCCCCAGACCGGUUUCCGGAACCCAACCCACCGGCCACGGCCCCCGCCCCGGGGGACCCCCGCCCCUUUUCAGCCAGAGCGGCCCCCCGACCCCGCCGACAGGCCCGCCCAGCCGCCCCCCCCCAAGACGGGGCCGACCCCCCACCCCGACAAGGCCCGCCUUGCCCCGGCGGCGCCGGGGGCCCUCCCUCCGCCCGCCCAAAGGGUUUGGCCCCCGGGUUUCGGCGGCGCCCCCGCCCCAGUUGGGCGGGCGUCCCCCCCGGGCAUUGGCCCCCGGGGUCUCCUGGUCCCGGUUCCAGGGAUCCUCGGGACUCAGUCCCCUGGCUUCCUCAGGUCCUGGCCAGUCCCAGGUCUCAGGAACCCGGCCCCCGUGUCUUUGCUUCCUAGCCUAG
Molecule: messenger RNA, 1041 nt
Organism: Etheostoma spectabile (orangethroat darter)
Lineage: Eukaryota; Metazoa; Chordata; Actinopteri; Perciformes; Percidae
Product: proline-rich protein HaeIII subfamily 1-like
Exons: 2
Coding region: 1-1041 (346 amino acids)
Source: RefSeq, a predicted model, not a curated record